Messenger RNA from Dromiciops gliroides (monito del monte), 2602 nucleotides. It is a transcript of the gene INHBB, whose product is annotated as inhibin subunit beta B. Gene Ontology annotation, biological process: BMP signaling pathway; SMAD protein signal transduction. Lineage: Eukaryota; Metazoa; Chordata; Mammalia; Microbiotheria; Microbiotheriidae. Gene Ontology annotation, cellular component: extracellular region. Gene Ontology annotation, molecular function: cytokine activity; growth factor activity. The record is from RefSeq and is a predicted model, not a curated record. Bases 1379 to 2584 code for a protein of 401 amino acids. The transcript has 2 exons.
CUUUUUUUUUUUUUUCUGGCCAGCGUCUAUAAGCGACGCACGCAUACACACCACAUACAAAUACACACACAUACACGCACGCAAGGAGAUUGUGUUGCUAUUUCCCCCCCCUUGGAGAAAAAAAAAAGGGAGAGUAAAAGAGAGGGCAAAAGAGAAGAACUCAUCUGACCGAGGGAGGAUUUCCAUUUCGCAGCUGCUGCAUUCGGACCGAGCUCUCUCCUCUCCUCGGUCUUGCCCCCCUCCCUCUCCCUUUCUCUCUGUGUGUAUGUGUAUAUGUGUGUGUAUGUAUGCACACAUCGAGGGCAUUGCAAGACUUUUAGACACCAGAUCUGAAAAACGCCGCCUCCGCCGCAGCGACAGGAAGAAGGGGGGAAAAAUCUCCACCAUCAUCACCAUCACCAUCAGUACCAACAAAUAAACGAUCCGAAGGGAAAAGAGGAAGAGGAGAGGCAGAGUGAGAAAGAGGGUCGCUCGUCAAUGUGAUCCUUUUUUUUUUUUUUCUUAAAGACAACUUUGGCUGCGUGACGCGUCAAGGGAGCUGCAAGGGCUAAGAGGACAGGGUGCCCGGCGCCUCCCUAUAAAGCGGAGCCCAGCGAGUCACGACUCGGCAGCAGCACUGGCUGCCUCGAGGAGAAACUGUGUUUUCUUUUGCUGGGAGGGCGCUCAGGUGUGUGUCCUGGGGACCCGCUACAGUAGCACGGAGACGGUGCUAGAACAUUUUAUGCCUUCCUUCUUUUCCAAGUUAAAUUAAGCCCUCUCACCUCACCUUGGCGACUUCGGACUAAAAUAUAUUUUUCUUUUUCUUUAUUUUUUAAAAUUUUAUUUUUUUGUUUUUGUUUUUAAGCGAGGACUGCGGGGGUGGCAAAUCCUAAGAGAAAUGAAGAGAAAGCUGCAGAUUUCGAUGUGUUCUGAGGGACCCAGUUGGAUGUGACCCCCGUUGCUUGCCCUCUUCUCCUCCCCUUACCACCCCCUCCAGUCCCGGGGCUGCUCCGGCCGCUGCUCCCCUCCCCGAAACCCCAGCCCGGUUCUCCUCUUUUCGCUUCCCUUCCCCCCUUUUCCCCGUGAUCUGUUGCCUUCCCUCCAUCUCACCCCCUCCCCCUUUCCCUCCCCGCCCCGGGUUCCUCCCGUGCGCGCUUUCCUUCGCUUCGCUUCUCCCCACGUCCUCCUCCCCUUCCUCCCCAAGCAAAGAACUGCCGCCGAGGCUACAUACUCCCUACCCCCCACCCCAACCAGCCUUCCCCUUCCCCCCAACCCCCCAUCCCAGACCUCCACUCCGGGCGCUUAGCAGUCAGCGCGGGGAGGAGGACCAGAGCUUUGGGGGGCGGGGGAGGGCGCGCGUUGUAUCCCCGGCUCCCUUUCUGCGCCCUCCUUGCGCACCAUGGACGGGCUGCCCGGGAGGGCGCUGGGAGCCGCCUGCCUUCUGCUUCUGGUAGCUGGCUGGCUGGGUCCAGAGGCCUGGGGCUCGCCGACACCUCUGCCUUCCCCGGCCGCCCCGCCGGGAGCCGAGGGCGCCCCCCCAGACACUUGCACGUCGUGUGGCUUCAGGCGCCCCGAGGAGCCGGGCAAAGUGGACGGCGACUUCUUGGAGGCGGUGAAGCGGCACAUUCUCAGCCGGCUGCAGAUGCGGGGCCGCCCCAACAUCACCCACGCGGUGCCCAAGGCCGCCAUGGUGACCGCCCUGCGCAAGCUGCAUGCGGGAAAGGUGCGGGAAGACGGCCGAAUGGAGAUCCCGCACCUCGACGGGCAUGCCAGCUCGGGCUCAGACGGCCAGGAACAGGUGUCAGAGAUCAUCAGCUUCGCCGAGACAGAUGACCUUGCCUCCUCCAGGGUCCGCCUGUAUUUCUUUAUCUCCAACGAGGGCAACCAGAAUCUGUUUGUGGUGCAGGCCAGCCUGUGGUUAUACUUGAAAUUGCUCCCUUAUGUCCUUGAGAAAGGCACCCGGCGGAAAGUCCGGGUCAAAGUGUACUUCCAGGACCUGGACCGCAGUGACAAGUGGAAUGUGGUGGAGAAGAAGGUAGACCUCAAGAGAAGUGGCUGGCACACUUUCCCCCUGACGGAGGCAAUUCAGGCCCUGUUUGAGAAAGGGGAGAGGAGGCUCAACUUGGAACUCCAGUGUGAGGGCUGUGAAGAGCUGGCUGUGGUACCUGUCUUUGUGGACCCUGGGGAAGAAUCUCAUCGACCCUUCUUGGUAGUGCAGGCCCGACUGGCGGACAACAAGCAUCGGAUCCGGAAAAGGGGGCUGGAGUGUGACGGCAGGACCAAUCUCUGUUGCAGGCAACAGUUUUUUAUUGACUUCCGACUCAUUGGGUGGAAUGACUGGAUCAUUGCGCCCACGGGUUACUAUGGGAAUUACUGUGAAGGGAGCUGCCCGGCCUACUUGGCCGGAGUCCCAGGGUCAGCUUCCUCUUUUCACACCGCGGUGGUGAAUCAGUACCGAAUGCGAGGGCUGAACCCGGGGACCGUGAACUCCUGUUGCAUUCCAACCAAACUCAGCACAAUGUCAAUGCUGUACUUUGACGAUGAAUACAACAUUGUGAAGAGGGACGUUCCCAAUAUGAUUGUGGAAGAAUGUGGCUGUGCUUGAUUUAAGGGGUGGGGAAGC